CUGAGACGGGUGACAGGGCUAUACUGGUGGCCUCCGGAGGGGCCAGGGACCUGGGCAGUGGGCGGGGCCGGCCAGGCUGGGCAGGCGGAGUCCUGGGCUGGGGGACGCAGGACACUGCGGGACUCGGGUGCUAGGAACAGAGAACCAGCACGAAGGCACCACCCAGGCCUGGCAGUGAGGAAAGACGCCUCGGGACAGAUUCUAGAACAGGAGCCGCUGUGGCAGGAACAUGAGGUCCAUGCAGAGGGGUCCGUGGGUCUAGAGGGCACCUCUGCCUGCAGCCAGCACUGGCUACGAGCUGUCCUGGGGGACUGGCUUCUCCAUCCCCACUCCCACUCCCCACCCCAGGCUGCAGUGAGAGCCGAGGGUGCCACUGAACAGUGCAGGGACAGUCCUUGACGCUGGGUGGGGACAGCUGCCACUAGUCCCUUUUAAACUCCUUUGCUUCUGGGCCCCUUGGUGGCUGGCAGACCCAGAGAGCCUGGCUUAGACCCCCGUUCCAGCUGUGCUCAUCUGUGUCUGUUCCUCAGUCUGCACCCUCAUGGGAGCCUGCGCCCACCAUCCUCUCCCUCGUGCCCUGGCUGCUGCCUGGGCCCCGAGAGCUCCCCCUGCCGUCCUCCAGCCCCCAAGCUGUGGGGGCAGCGCACUUCUCAGGGGCGGGGGCCACGCCCAGCAGCAGGGCGUGAGCUGGAAUAGCUCCUGGUGCCUCCUACAAGUCCCAGCGUGGUGCUCCCUGGUCCCCUGGCUCCAAGGCAACUUGGGCGGAGCUGGGGCUGCUGGGGUGUGGUUGGCAGUGAGGAGCAGAGCUGGCCCAGAGCCAGCUAGGCAUGGGGGCAGGUCCUGUGCGGGCGCCCGCUGUGCAGGGGGUCUCCGUACCACUGAGGCGGGCACGGCUGGCACCUGCGAAGGGACAACUUGGAAUGGCCUCCUGGGAUCCCCAUCCAGCCCCACCCCCACCCCAUUGCUCUGGGCUGGGCCCUGCAGCCUGUGCGCUAGCUGGUCUCUGGGAGGUGCUGACACCUUGUCUAGGAGCCCCAGGGGCCUGGGGGGACUGGGGCAUCUUCUCAGGGAGGGGGAGGGCUCAGGGCUCGGAAGCUUCCAGAGAGUCUGGGGAGUAACAUUUCCAGGCUCCGCUAACUGCCCACUCCCCUGCUCAGGGUCUGCAGGGAGAUGUCCCCAGGGCACCUGGGAGAGGGACCUGGAGGCGUGGGGCAGCCUGGAGGCGUGGGGCAGCGACCCUUGGAGGUGCCCGCUGGCCUCUGGGAGGGAGGGGAGGCUGGCAGGAGGCAGGCGCCACGGGGCUUCCCCCGCGUCCUGGCACCUUCACUACUGGCCUCCCCACGGGCUCUUGGCUCAGCUCUGCUUAGCACCAGGGUAGAGGCCAUCCAGCCGCCUGACCCGCCCAGCCUCAGCCCUGCCUAGAGCGUCACCGCCAGCCUGCCUGCACCUGUGCGAAGGUGCACGAGGACCCGGGGCGGCCAGGCUGCCCCGCCCUGCGUUGUCUGGGGGCCCCAGGGCUGGCGUGGAGCCGGCAGCCGGGUCCAGCGUCCUGCUCUCCCGAGGCCAUCUCAGCUCCGACAGUCACCCGGCCAGCCUCCCAUCCGCACCCGUUCCGCAGGGCCGUCGGGAAGCGUGCUUUCUCCCCCCGAGACUCCUGCUCUUCCUGUCAGGCCACAGGGCCGCUGCGACAGUGCCCCAGACGGAGUGGGUCCUCUGCCGCGCAGACUUCUCAUGCCUUUGCCCUGUUCUCACGUGCGGGGGAACGGGGGUCGCUCUGGGGCAUUUCUUGUGGGUCACUGCUCCCAUUCUUCGUGACCCACCCCUCCCCAAGGCCCCGCCUCCCACUUCCAUCACCUGGGGGGGAGGAUUUCCGUGUGGGCAUUUCGGGGUGACACAGAGUAUGGCCCACAGCAGCGCCCUUCUCUUACGUGCUCCUCAGCAGCCCUCAGAGUCCCAGUGGCCUGUGUCCCUCCCAAGCAGGGAUACCAGGCGCCAGAACUCUCCGGAACACCUGAAGGCACAGUCUGACCUUUCCAUGGUGUCCGGGGCUGUGGCCAGAGCCAGGCCCAGACUGGGGUCCCGGCUACACUGCAGGCUGCGGGUGGAGCCCCUUCCGCUCGGUGCGGGACACGGGGGAGGGUGGCCCUGGCGGAGCCAGGCGGGCGGGUCUGGGCGUGUGUCCCCAGCAUUUCCUUCCCGCUCCGCAGACUUUGACCUGCACCACCUGCGUGGGUUGCUCCCGGUGUCACUUCCGGCUCCACACAGCAGUCGGUGCCCCGGUGGGAACUGUGUCCUGCCAGUCCUGGGGCUGGCGUCUUCUCACUCCCUGCAGGCGGGCGUCUGAGCGUCCGUCGGGAAACCCCCUCGCCCCGCAGCCCCAGCGGCACGCGCAGGUGGUGGGGAGCCCCGUGCUCCCGUCUGGCGUCAUCACUCCUCCCAGCACCCCCAACCCCCACCGGGAGCAGGGGCCGCGUUGUCAGCACAGUCCCUGCCGUCAGGAGCACACAGGUGUCUGCACGGCACAGGGGCCCGGCAGCCGCAGCCCCGGGACCAUGAACGACACCUGCAGCAUGCCGGAGUGGCCCCCGCCCCUCACCUACGUCUUCUACGCCUACCUGAGCACGCUGCUGGUGCUCGGCCUGCUGCUCAACGGCCUGGCGCUCUGGGUGUUCUGCCGCCGCAUGCCGCGGUGGACCGAGACCCGCGUCUACAUGACCAACCUGGCGGCGGCCGACCUGUGCCUGCUCUGCGCCCUGCCCUUCGUGCUGCACUCGCUGGCGCACGCCUCCGCCGACACGCCGCUGUGCCAGCUCUCCCAGGGCGUCUACCUGACCAACAGGUACAUGAGCAUCAGCCUGGUGGUGGCCAUCGGCCUGGACCGCUACCUGGCCGUGCGGCACCCGCUGCGGGCCCGCAGCCUCCGCUCCCCGCGGCAGGCGGCGGCCGUGUGCGCGGCGCUCUGGGCCCUGGUCGUCGGCUCCCUGCUGGCCCGCUGGGUGCUGGGCACGCAGGAGGGCGGCUUCUGCUUCUCCGCCCACGCCCGCCACACCGCCAAGACCACGGUGUUCUCGCUCGUGGGCUUCUACCUGCCGCUGGCCGUGCUGGUCUUCUGCACCCUGCAGGUGGUGACCGCCCUGGCCCAGAGGCCGGCCACCGACACGGGGGAGGCCGAGGCCACCCGCAAGGCCGCCCGCAUGGUCUGGGCCAACCUGGCCGUGUUCGUGGUCUGCUUCCUGCCCUUGCACGUGGCGCUGACGGUGCACGCGGCCCUGGGCACGCAGACCUGCGCCAUGCGCCGCGCCCUCGGCCACGCCCUCUUCUUCUCCAGCAAGCUCUCGGACGCCAACUGCUGCCUGGACGCCGUCUGCUACUACUACAUGGCCAAGGAGUUCCAGGAGGCCUCGGCCCUGGCCACGCCCCCCAGCGCCAAGGCCCACAAGAGCCAGGACUCCCUCUUCGUGACCCUCGCGUAGGGGGUGCGCCGUGGGUGCCGUGGGCCAGGGCCGGGGGCUCCAGAGGUGCCCCCUCUCGGGGGACGCCGUGGGCAGCAGCAAGCCCCAGACGGGCCCUGAACUGGCUGUGGGCUGGGGCCUCUCUGGCAGCCCAGGAGCGAGAUGACCCCGGAACGGAUGGCCCGGGGACAAGGACAGAGACGAGGGCAAGAGGCCUGAGGCCUGAGCAAGGCUGAUCCCAGGGACCCGGGCCAGGCCACACACCUGCCACCCCGGACUUGGCACACCCGGGCAGGUGGAUUCUUGCAGGGUGUGGCGGGGCUGAGCCCCACCCCUGGGCGGGAAUGAAGCCCCCUGGGAGCUGGUCCUGGCAGGGCCCGUGUCACUGCCCUCCGGUGGCAGGAGGCAGGCAGCAGGCACGUGGCUCGGAGGGCAGGGGACGUAUCCCAGAGGACUCUCUGGGGCUCUCUACUUGGGGCCCUCUUUGGGCCCUGUCACCAUGCCCCACCUGUCUGGCCCUCUUGCAGGGCCGAGCUGGAGGCCCACACUGGAGGCCCGUGUUGGAGGCCCACGCCCACUCUCCUAGGGCCCAGGCAAGGCUGGAACGGGCUUAGGCCCAUGUAGGGCUGCGCAGCCAGGCUGGGGGGCGGCAAGA
Messenger RNA from Microcebus murinus (gray mouse lemur), 4107 nucleotides. The record is from RefSeq and is a predicted model, not a curated record. Lineage: Eukaryota; Metazoa; Chordata; Mammalia; Primates; Cheirogaleidae.